CCAGCCUAACAGAAAACAGAACUUGAACAAGUCACGCAACCACUUGCAGUUGUUUUUGUCUGUUGUUUUUCUUGUUUUAGUGAAUGUGAAAAUGGAAAAAAAGAUGAAGUGUGUGCUUAUAUUACUCCUCUGUUAUCCUGCUGCAUCUCCAGUAAAACACUCCCUGAAGUUUUUCUCCACUGAAACCUCUGGAGUCCAGAGUAUCCCAGAGUUUGUGGCUGGUGCACUUGUUGAUGAAGUUCAGAUAGGUGACUUCAACAGUGUAAGAGGAGCAGAGCUAAAGAAAGACUGGAUUAAAUUCUUUGAGGAUCAUCCUCAGCACCUGGAGUGGUAUAGUUUACAAUCUCAUGACAGUCAUCACUUCUUUAAGGCUACAAUUAAGACUUUGAGGCAACGUUUCAACCAAACUGAAGGUGUUCAUAUCAUCCAGAGGAUGAAUGGCUGUGAGUGGAAUAAUGAGACUGGUGAGAUUAAUGGGUUCAAUCUGUACAGUUAUGAUGGAGAAGACCUUCUAGCAUUGGACCUGCAGACACUGACAUGGAUCACUCCAAAACCACAGGCUGUCCUCACCAAACUGAGAUGGGAUGCUCAAAAAACUCGAUUAGAAUUAAACAAAAACUUUUUAGGUCAUCGGUGCCCUGAGUUUUUAAAGGAGUAUUUGCAGUAUGGCAGGAGCUUUCUGCAGACAGCAGUUCUUCCCUCAGUGUCUCUCCUCCAGAAGACUCCCUCCUCUCCAGUCACCUGCCACGCUACAGGUUUCUAUCCUGACAGAGGUUUGAUGUUCUGGAGGAAAGAUGGAGAGGAGCUUCAUGAAGGUGUAGAUGCCGGAGAGAUCCUCCCCAACAAUGAUGGGACCUUCCAGUUGAGUGUUGAUUUGAAACUUUCAUCAGUCACACCUGAAGAUUGGCAGAGGUACGACUGUGUGUUUCAGCUCUCUGGUGUGAAUGAGGACAUCAUCACCAAACUGGACAAAACAUCGAUCAGGACCAACUGGAAAAAGCCCACUGACAUGGGAACCUUCAUCGCUGCUGCAGUGAUUGUUCUAGCUUUCACCAUCAUCACAGCUGUGACAUUUUUGACCUACAUAAAUAAAAAAUCUCUUGACGAUGGCUCUGAGCAGUCUGAGAGACUAAAUCCACAAAGCUGAGUGUCCUAAGAAGUUCUUCACUCCGCUCUCUGUAUGACUUUCCUCCAGCUGCUGCUGUCGCCUCAGUGUUUCAAAUACAUAUGUUAAAAACACCAGUGAAUAAAUUAGGCACAGGUAAUGAUCACAUUCUGCUGCACUUGUUGUAAAUUAGUGCAUGGUCAGACAUCUGUAUGCAGCUCCUGUGUGUACAUUUCAUGCAUUUGUGAUUUUAUUUUGCUUCAGUAUGUAGUCAUAGUAUCGAUGCAGCAGUAUCACAAGUCUUCUACAAAGCAAAACUAACUCUAUUGAUAGAUAUGUAUCUGAUGAUGACUGUUUGGUAGAACUGAAGUGUGUGAUUUUAUUGAGAAAUUGGAAUCGUACAAAGCAUGUGGUAUUUUCCAAAUGACACUAAAAUAUCUGAAGGAUGACAGCAACAGACUCUCAUUUGGAAAUGAAAUUUUGUCAUUUUAUUAUUUCAUUAUAAAGUUGUAUGAAAAUUCUCCAGAUUGAAGAUGCACUGAAUCACAUGACCCCCUAUGAACAAAGACUUGGCAACAGUUGGUUGAAACAUUACAAUUAGAUUUUGUUCCUAUUAAUUUUAUAUAUUUAUUUGUGUUUCUUUUAUUUUAAUUCUAAAUUUUAUUUUGAUUAAAAAUAGUUCAUAUACUUUUUAUUUCAGUUAAGUAAAGAAUGUUGCUUCAGAUGUGAGCUCUGCUUUGAUGCUCUAAUAAAAAUGUUCUCUGAUGUUUUUUUUGUUGUUUUUUUUUUAAUCUUCAGAAUUUGAACAUUUUUAUCUAUCACUGAUUUAAAUGGAUUCAUAGUUUUCUCACUCUGAAUGUUGUAAAUUGCCUUCUGGCUUUGGGAGCAUACAGAUUCCUGAUAUUGUCAAGGUUCUGGGUCUUGGACUGAGUUUAUUUUGUUUGAAUAUUUCUGUGCUAUUAUGAUUUAAGUUUCACUAGUCAGUCCUGAAUUUAUUCUUGUUAUUGCUGCAAAGUUUUCCUGUGAUCUCAGUUUAAUUUCUUGUUUUUGAGGUUUCCUUUGUGUCGUUGUCCUGUGUCCCUCGCUUUCUCUCGGUCUGUGGGUGUGUGUGUCCUUGCGUCUUGUUUCCCUUUUCUAUUUAAUGUUGCCUCCCUUGUGUUUCCAUGUUACCCCUGUCUCUCGUGUGUAUUUAUGUAUGUUCUUCACAGCCCGUUUUGCAUCUCUCCUUCUUUCUCCAGCUCUCGCUCUUUCCCUCCAUGACUUGUCUCCCUUCCCUCUUUGUGUUUCCUUCCUCUGUCUCCCCAGUCAAUCCUCUUCUAAUGUUCCUGCCUGUUUCUUGCUGUGUGUUUUAUUUUGACAGUCUCUCGUUUUGUGUUCAUUGUGUUUAGUUUUGUUUCCCCUGGUUCGUUAUGUCUGUUCGUCCCAGCUUUGUUCCCAUGUGUUUCUACUUCCCUCGUCACCCCUCUGUGUUUUAAGUCCGUGAGUUUUCCUUUGUUCAUUGUCAGGUUAUGUUAUUUAUGUGUCAUGUUCAGGUAAUCGUGUUUAAGUGGUUCAUAUCCAGGGUUCAUGUUGUCAUGUCAUGAUAUUCCAGUGUUUAGUCCAGUUAGUUUAGCCUUAGUUUCCUCUUGCCUUUUGCUUUGUAUUGCUCACCAGUUUUUGAAUAAACAGCUUAUCCUCACUUAAGUCAA
Maylandia zebra (zebra mbuna) is the source of this 2793-nucleotide messenger RNA. Lineage: Eukaryota; Metazoa; Chordata; Actinopteri; Cichliformes; Cichlidae. The record is from RefSeq and is a predicted model, not a curated record.